AUGCAUUUGGAUUUGAGCAGCAAUGAAUUGUCUGGGUCAAUACCUUCCAAUUUAGCAAGGCUUACGGCUUUGAAGCUGCUCAAUGUAUCUCACAACAACCUCUCAGGUCACAUCCCGGAAGCAUUCUCAGAUAUGUAUAGUCUAUGCUCCAUUGAUUUCUCUUAUAAUAUGCUAACAGGGCCAAUUCCUUCUGGAGAAGUUUUUCACAACGCAUCUAAGGCUUACGUUGGUAAUGAUGGUUUGUGUGGAGAUGCUGUUGGUCUGCUCCAGUGUGGGUUCAGUCCCUCAGACCAAGGAUCUCACAAGAAACACGCAAUAUUACUUAUCACCAUCACUGUCCCGGUGGCUGGAUGCUCCCUUAUGCUGCUAGUUGCCAUUGCAUUAGCAUGCAGUAGACAACGGACCAGCAAAGUCGCUGAAACUGAAAACUAUUCCUUAGUGUGGGAUAUGGGUCUCAAGUUUAAAUUCACUGAUGUCAUGGAAGCCAUUGAUAACUUCAAUGAAGCCUACUGCAUAGGAAAAGGAAGUUUUGAGGUGGUGUACAAGGCUGAAUUGCCCUCUGGCCAAGUAUUGGCUGUGAAGCGACACCAUUUUUCUGAUGAGAGUGACAUUCAGGAGAACAAUGUAAGAAGUUUCUUGAAUGAGAUCCAAAUUUUGUUGGGAGUGAGGCACCGCAAUAUUGUGAAGUUACACGGAUCUUGCAUGAGGAAAGGUGUGAUGUACUUGGUAUAUGACUAUGUGGAGAGAGGAAGCUUAGGCGAUGUCCUGUACAAUGUGCUUGGGGGAUUGACAUUUGAUUGGGCAAUGAGAGUGAAAGUGAUUCAUGGAGUGGCUCAUGCUUUAGCUUACCUACACAAUGACUGCUCGCCGAGCAUUGUCCAUCGAGAUAUAUCAAUAAAUAAUGUCUUGUUAGAUGAUGAUUUCGAGCCAAAGCUCUGCGAUUUUGGAACUGCUAAGCUGCUGACACAUGAUGCAUCUAGUUGCACUGCUGUUGUGGGCUCCUAUGGUUACAUUGCUCCAGAGCUUGCAUACAUGACCAAGUUCACGGACAAGUGUGAUGUGUAUAGUUUCGGAGUAGUGACACUGGAGGUUAUGAUGGGAAUACAUCCUGGAGAGUUGCUUUUGAAUUUACCAUCAAUGUCAUCAUCCUCUCAAGGAAAUGAUCAACUUCUGAAAGAUGUGUUGGACCACAGGCUGCUCCCUCCCACAGGCCAAUUAGCUGAACAGGUUGUGUUCAUAGUGAAGAUUGCUCUAGCCUGCAUUCAGACCGAUCCGGCGUCAAGGCCUGCAAUGCUUUCCAUAGCUCAAGAGCUGUCAACCAUGCGAAAGUCUUAUUUGUCUGAGCCAUUGGGAACUAUCACCAUAAAAAAUCUCUUACAGGUUUCAAGAAAAGUGGCAAAACCGGAUGAUGGAGUAGUACCUACAGAAGCACAACGGAAGGAACUUGAGGCAUCAAAGUUGAAAGACUUGAAGGCGAAGAAUUAUUUAUUUCAGGCCAUUGAUCGAUCUAUUUUGGAGACGAUUCUUUGCAAAGAAACCUCCAAGGAUAUAUGGGAUUCGAUGAAGAAAAAAUAUCAAGGCUCAUCAGGGGUGAAGCGUGCACAACUUCAAGCCUUGAGAAGGGAUUUUGAAAAUCUACAAAUGAAGGAUGGAGAAUCUAUUAACAACUAUUUUGCAAGAACCAUGGGAUUGGCCAAUAAUAUGCGGUUUCAUGGGGAGAAGAUGGAUGAUGUCACUAUUGUUGAAAAGAUAUUGCGAUCUUUGACAGCAAAAUUUGACUACAUAGUUUGCUCAAUUGAAGAAUCAAAGGACAUAGAUGCACUCUCCAUUGAUGAACUUCAAAGCUCUUUUAUUAGUUCAUGA
Messenger RNA from Dioscorea cayenensis subsp. rotundata (Guinea yam), 1863 nucleotides. RefSeq names its product MDIS1-interacting receptor like kinase 2-like. Gene Ontology annotation, molecular function: ATP binding; protein kinase activity; protein binding. NCBI's taxonomy places the organism in Eukaryota, Viridiplantae, Streptophyta, Magnoliopsida, Dioscoreales, Dioscoreaceae. The record is from RefSeq and is a predicted model, not a curated record. The coding region runs from base 1 to 1863 and encodes 620 amino acids. Gene Ontology annotation, biological process: protein phosphorylation. The transcript has 3 exons.